Drosophila gunungcola (fruit fly) is the source of this 1497-nucleotide messenger RNA. Its product is annotated as androgen-induced gene 1 protein-like. The coding region runs from base 1 to 669 and encodes 222 amino acids. Gene Ontology annotation, cellular component: endomembrane system; membrane. The record is from RefSeq and is a predicted model, not a curated record. NCBI's taxonomy places the organism in Eukaryota, Metazoa, Arthropoda, Insecta, Diptera, Drosophilidae. The transcript has a single exon.
AUGGAGCUAGGCAGCUGGUCGAACGGGGCUCGUCUGCUGCUCCACCUGUCCGCCGCCGGUCACCUGGGCUACGCCGUAUACUACGACUACCGAUACGCGCAGUUGCCAAAACUGGCGGUGACCCUGCGCCUCGAAACACCGCUGUGGGGCAAAUUCAAGUACAUCACCUUUCUGGGUGGCCUGGUCCAAUGUGGUUACUAUGCCCUGGCGCUGGCCUACGACCUCUUUCGGGUGCGAUCUCUGAGGAACCUGCGCGACUACAUAUUGGCCACCUUUGUGGUCCCACUGGCCCUCACUGUGAGUCUGACCUUUUGGACACUGUAUGCGAUCGACCGAAAUGCGGUAUAUCCGGAUCUGCUGGACUUAAUCUACCCGAGAUGGCUGAACCACGCCACGCACACCUUCGUCGUGGUCUACGCCCUCGCAGAGUUGGGCAGCACUCGCCACAGAUAUCCGGAACGAAGUCGGGGAUUCGCCGGACUGGCUGCCUUCAUGGCUGGAUACCUGGUGUGGAUUCACUACAUUUGGUUCAGGACCGGCAUCUGGGUGUACCCCUUCCUGGGGGGCAUCGACUGGUACCUCCGCGUCCUCUUCUUCGCCCUGAUUAUGGUCCUCGGAUUUGUUUACUAUCUGCUUGGCGAGCACGUCAACCGAGUGCUUUGGGUGUGAGCCACCGGCGAUCACAGGUGGAGUGGCAGCAAUUGAAAGUAUUUUCCGGCUUUAUAACUGGAUAGAAUAUGAUAGAAACUAGGAUUGCUCUACAAUAUUUGUUUCUGUGUAAGUGGAAAUCAGCAAUAGUCCCAAUAUUACAUCUGUAUGCUAGGCUUAUCGUCGAUUCUUAACAAAGAACUCAUAUUAAAUUGCGUUUUAAGGCGACAGAAGGGCACCCUAAAUAAUUCUUGAGAUGGUUUUGUUUUUAUUCUUUAUUUUUAAACAAAAUAUUAUGUUAUCUUUCUUUCUAUAAUAGUCUUGCUAUAAUUUUUAAACUUUUCAAAAAUAUUUCGUAUACUGUUUUAGAUUCAUAUUCGAAAGUUUUUCUUAGCAACAAAUAUUAUAAAUAAAACUAACAGAGUCUUGAGUCUAUAAUAAAAUUAAAGCCAGUUGCCCAACAAAAUCAAAGUCAUCAAAUUUAUGAAAGUCAGUGGGAAACGGAAGUCGCACUGUGGUUUACAAAAUCUCUGAUCAUCGAAAAACCAGCUGUAAAGUAAAGAAUCCAUUUGAAACCUAACUUAUUCAUCUCACAAUUUUAUUAUAGUCACGUGCGGAAAUUUCAGCUGUCAGCUGAUUUUGGAAAACUCAGCCAUUGUUUUACUCAAUCCUUUCAGCGGGAGGUUCCGGUUUGGCCAGGACAUGAUCUCUGCAUUCCGAAAAAUUCAGGACUUGUGCUAAUAUCUCGAAAGUGAGCACCAACAGCCUACACUCAUUCAAGAAAAAGGGACUGUUUUCUAUUGUUUGCUGCAGAGGCAGAUGGGUAUUAGCCCAUUCUUGUCAUCCAGU